Molecule: messenger RNA, 832 nt
Organism: Solanum lycopersicum (tomato)
Lineage: Eukaryota; Viridiplantae; Streptophyta; Magnoliopsida; Solanales; Solanaceae
Product: glutaredoxin
Biological process (GO): cellular response to oxidative stress
Cellular component (GO): cytoplasm
Molecular function (GO): glutathione disulfide oxidoreductase activity
Source: RefSeq, a predicted model, not a curated record
GAAAGUGCACAAAAAAAUUAGGACGAUGAAUCUUAGCCAAUUGGAUUGUGAAAGUGCAUAAAAUAAACGCAAUUGAUGAGAAUAUGAGCCAUCUCCCUUUUGUUGAUUAAAAAGUCAAUACAAGAGAGCAGAAGCCACCUGCAGAACCCAGCUUCAAACACCUGUUAAGCUUAUUCGGCCAUCUUUGAUUGUGUUAAUAAAGGAAGGAGGCAAUGGGAUCAAUGUUCAGUUCACCUCAGUUUAGCAAAGAACAAAUGGAGGCCGCUCUUACCAAAGCCAAGCAGAUCGUUUCCUCUAAUCCUGUUGUCGUAUUCAGUAAAACAUACUGCGGAUAUUGCACAAGGGUGAAGAAACUUCUUUCCCAGCUUGGUGCUACUUUUAAAGUUAUUGAACUUGACCGGGAAAGUGAUGGAGAUGAGGUUCAAGCAGCAUUACUAGAAUGGACUAAGCAGAGGACUGUGCCUAACGUGUUUAUUGGGGGAGAACAUGUUGGUGGCUGCGACAGCGUAUUAGAGAAGCAUCAACAGGGAAAGCUACUUCCCAUGCUGAAGGACGCCGCUGCUAUUCCCAACAAUCCUGCCAAAGUCUAGAACUCAUCUAUGCACUCUAGUAGUCAAAUGAAGUUGAGAGUUCUGUAACUUAACUGCCUCCUCUCCUCUAGUUGGGGUUGUUUAAUAAGACGCUGGAUUUCAAGUUCCUUUUUCUGAACAUUUUCUUUUAGUACUAUUUUCUAUUUUUUACUUGCCAUCUGUUCCUUUGGGAAGUAUAUAUUGUAGAUUCGCGUUACAGAUGCAGUUCUGUUUCCGGCAAGAGUAAAUUCGUCACUUCUGUA